Geodia barretti is the source of this 204-nucleotide messenger RNA. Lineage: Eukaryota; Metazoa; Porifera; Demospongiae; Tetractinellida; Geodiidae. The record is from the annotation of a GenBank genome assembly.
CUGGACCAUAUCUUCCCGUCGGCCAACAUCGGCGUGUGCACGCUCCGCGGCAAGUUCCACGGCCGGGGCGUCCGCAACUUCAUCAACACCCUUUCGGAGAGCCUGUCAGGUUUUCACGCCGACCUGUGGGACUGGGAUGUCGACCACGGUGGCGAGCGGAGGGCGGAGGCCAUCGCGGAGGCCAUAGCCAACGCCACGCAGUAA